Molecule: messenger RNA, 960 nt
Organism: Procambarus clarkii (red swamp crayfish)
Lineage: Eukaryota; Metazoa; Arthropoda; Malacostraca; Decapoda; Cambaridae
Source: RefSeq, a predicted model, not a curated record
AUGGGCCCCCUUGCUUCUGUGUCUUCCCUGGGCCCCCGUGCUUCUGUGUCUUCCCUGGGCCCCCGUGCUUCUGUGUCUUCCAUGGGUCCCCGUGCUUCUGUGUCUUCCCUGGGCCCCCUUGCUUCUGUGUCUUCCAUGGGUCCCCGUGCUUCUGUGUCUUCCCUGGGCCCCCGUGCUUCUGUGUCUUCCCUGGGCCCCCGUGCUUCUGUGUCUUCCAUGGGUCCCCGUGCUUCUGUGUCUUCCCUGGGCCCCCUUGCUUCUGUGUCUUCCCUGGGCCCCCGUGCUUCUGUGUCUUCCCUGGGCCCCCGUGCUUCUGUGUCUUCCAUGGGCCCCCGUGCUUCUGUGUCUUCCCUGGGCCCCCGUGCUUCUGUGUCUUCCCUGGGCCCCCGUGCUUGUGUCUUCCCUGGGCCCCCGUGCUUGUGUCUUCCUUGGGCCCCCGUGCUUGUGUCUUUCCUGGGCCCCUGUGCUUCGGUGUCUUCCCUGGGCCCCCGUGCUUCUGUGUCUUCCCUGGGCCCCCGUGCUUCUGUGUCUUCCCUGGGCCCCAGUGCUUCUGUGUCUUCCCUGGGCCCCAGUGCUUCUGUGUCUUCCCUGGGCCCCCGUGCUUCUGUGUCUUCCCUGGGCCCCAGUGCUUCUGUGUCUUCCCUGGGCCCCCGUGCUUCUGUGUCUUCCCUGGGUCCCAGUGCUUCUGUGUCUUCCCUGGGCCCCCGUGCUUCUGUGUCUUCCCUGGGCCCCCGUGCUUCUGUGUCUUCCCUGGGCCCCCGUGACUCCCGUGGCACUCCGUGGAUACCCACGGCUCUCGCGUCUACUCAGAAGUCCUCGUUUCUAUUCUGGAUAACCAUGUCUACCGUGGCCCCAAUGUAUACCCUGGGCCCGCGUGUUUGUCCUGCAUCUCCGUGUCUAACCUGCACCCCAGUGUCUAGGACCCCCCAUAUACACCUUGGAUUUCCGUGUCUGCACUAG